AUGCCACUAACAAUCGAUGGCCAAUAUUCCAAAGAAACCGUCGACGAAUUUUUGGAGGGCCUGAAGAAGGAGGACCUGGCCAAGAUUUGGGACAAAAUCCACCUGACCUGCUUGCCCAGUGAGGACGAGAUGGGGAGACAGCUUUGGAUCGUCGACAAGGGCAGGCUUGCUGCUUGGAAAGAUGAUUUCCAACCGGUGGAACGUGGCGCCGAGCCGAUCAAGAGCUUUCUGGAGCAACAAGAAACAACGAAGAAAGACGUCAUCAAGUAUUAUGAAGCAAAUAAGGAGAGUCUGGCUGAUAUGCGUACGAUGGCCGGCCAAGAGAGGUUUGGAAAGGACGCUAACCAGCCCAGCGGCAGUCUGCUGAUCCACAGCAAAGACUGGUCGGACAAGGCAAUGGCCACGCGGUUGGCCGAGGUAUUUCUGGUGCUCGCGAAAGCCAUCAACUCGGGUCGGCUGGAAUCUGAUGAUUUACCGUUCACCGAAUCUGAUAUGGUCCUUUCCUUGUCGUUUACGAGGUUCAAGCCCGAGAAGGACUCCAGGGUUAAGAUCGUCACCACAACUACCGUAACUGGGGCCCUGCUGCAACAAGUCGUCGAGAUUCUCCUCGAAAACGACGUGUACCUGGGCAUUCUGCACGUGAAAGUCAAGUCGGACGUCGCCUGGGUCAUGGACCGGUACUUGGAUGCAGGCGGCAGGGAUUACAGGCCCUUCACCCCGUUCUGCGAGGGCAUGCUGGACAAGUACGAGGAAUUGGCGAAAAAAUUC
Molecule: messenger RNA, 768 nt
Organism: Mesorhabditis spiculigera
Lineage: Eukaryota; Metazoa; Nematoda; Chromadorea; Rhabditida; Rhabditidae
Source: the annotation of a GenBank genome assembly